Molecule: messenger RNA, 474 nt
Organism: Paramecium primaurelia
Lineage: Eukaryota; Ciliophora; Oligohymenophorea; Peniculida; Parameciidae
Source: the annotation of a GenBank genome assembly
AUGGCUGAUAAAAAGUAAUAAGGUUAAGCAAAACCAGGAGUAAAAUUCUGGGAUCAACCAGCAAGUAUCUAGUAAGUGGAAAACAAACCAUAAGUAAUUUACAAGAAUGUAAAGGAAUAAAGCAUUAAAGUGAUUUAAUAAAGUAACAGUUUUGAUUGAAUUCAAGUAUAAAAAUUAUUUAAAAUAUACUCUGCAUCAGAUCCUUAAUGUGUAAGGAAAGAUACAGCCUAAUCUUUAAAAUUCUUACUUGCAUAAUUAAGAGAUUUUAUGUAAGUGUUGUAUAUAGUGACUUUUGAGGAUAAGAAUUCAAAUUAUUAUCUAAUAUAUAAUGGAACAAUUUAUAUUUUUGACCUUUGUAGAGUCUUGAGAAAAGUAAAUAAGUUCAUAGAUAAUAACUUUUGUUUUACUAUCAUUUACUCUUAAUUUACUUUUGUGUUUUCUUAAAGUUAUUAUGAUAAUAAGACAAUCCCUUGA